AUGGCUCCUUCAAAUUUAUCUCAUCGGCAGACACAUAAUCUACUUCUAAUCUCGAAACUUCUGAGCCUCAGAGACACAGCUUCCCCACUCACAUUGUUGUUGGACUCUCUAGAACAACCAGCAACGCCAUUGAUUCACGAGUAUAUUCGACGUGCAAGGCUUUCAAAAGUUCACGUAACGCUCAUAGCUUUCGAGACAUUGAGGUCUUUCGAAGGUGUCGAUGCAUUCAUCUCAGCUCGGAAGAAGCAUCCCUCGGAAAUUUUCAGGGAAGUAGGCGCUGCUUACCAGCCUGUUUCUAACGUUCCCUCGCGCCGUCGAUUAAUUCUCAUUGACUCUAUCAAUCCACUCUUGCACUCUAAAAAGACCGAUGCGCAGUUUCAUUUGCCAACUUUUCUCGGCUCAUUCAUCGCACCUCCCGGGUCAUCUCCUGCCAAAGUUGAGACCUCGCUUAUCGUGACCUUCCACCAGGACGUCCCGAACCCCUCAUGUGCAACACCCUACUCUCCAUCUUCGUUUUCUGUGCUUAGCUAUCUCGCAACGACCGUCAUCAAGCUGCACUCUUUCUCACACAUACUUGCCCAGAAAGCUGCCCGUGAUCGCAGUCUGGCAGCGCCUGUCUUUGGACUCGAAGAAGAGCUGGAUGGAGUUCUGCUCGGCCGGCUGGACAAACCAACAGGAAAGGAUUCUGUGGAAGGUGUCGUGUUAGAAAUGGAGCAUCGGCGUAAGAGUGGACGCGGCGUUCUGGAGUGGUAUGUACUACCACCAGCAGCGCGCUAUCCGUCCAAUUACGCGAAGGAAAUUGUGAUUCUACUGGACGAUCACCCGCUGUAUCGUCCACCGGUGGAGCCAGGCGUUGGAAUGGGGAGCAACGAACCAGAGUCGACUUUUGAGUUACGUCUCACCGAACGGCAAAGAAGGGAGAGAGAAGGAGUCGUGUUGCCUUACUUUGAUGCGCAGCAAGGCGACGGCCCUGGAGAAGGCGGACGCAUUCUAUAUGAUAUGGGCGAAGAGGAUGAUUUUGACGAAGAAGAGGACGAAUUCUAA
This is a messenger RNA of Aspergillus viridinutans, 1044 nucleotides long. RefSeq names its product Elongator subunit IKI1. Gene Ontology annotation, cellular component: nucleus; cytosol; elongator holoenzyme complex. Gene Ontology annotation, molecular function: tRNA binding. NCBI's taxonomy places the organism in Eukaryota, Fungi, Ascomycota, Eurotiomycetes, Eurotiales, Aspergillaceae. The record is from RefSeq and is a predicted model, not a curated record. The coding region runs from base 1 to 1044 and encodes 347 amino acids. Gene Ontology annotation, biological process: tRNA wobble uridine modification. The transcript is spliced from 3 exons.